Messenger RNA from Eublepharis macularius, 2436 nucleotides. It is a transcript of the gene HNRNPLL, whose product is annotated as heterogeneous nuclear ribonucleoprotein L like. Gene Ontology annotation, cellular component: nucleus. Gene Ontology annotation, biological process: mRNA processing; regulation of RNA splicing. The record is from RefSeq and is a predicted model, not a curated record. Gene Ontology annotation, molecular function: mRNA binding. The transcript has 13 exons. Lineage: Eukaryota; Metazoa; Chordata; Lepidosauria; Squamata; Eublepharidae. The coding region runs from base 132 to 1751 and encodes 539 amino acids.
GUGUUCUCUUUUGAGGUGAAUUGCCUCAGAGCAUCGCUGGCGGUACCGCUUUGUUGGCCUCUUCGCUUGCGUCGCGGUGUGGCGAGUGGGGAGCGCUGUACACCCCGUCUUCCUUCUCCAGAGUCGCCGCCAUGUCCUCACCUUCGUCCGGAGAGCAGUACGAGGAAGAGGAGGAUGGCGUUUACGAGAGCCAGGCCAAGCGGUUGAAGCCCAAUGCCGCGGCUGAGGAGGGCGAGAUCGAAUAUGGAGCCGAGGAGGGCGAGAACCACAGGGAGAAGGCCGUCAUUCGCAGUGGGGGAUUCUCAGGCGGGGAUGCAGGUGGAAGUCAUCAUAAAGUUUCAGUUUCUCAUGUUGUCCAUGUCCGAGGACUCUGUGAAUCAGUUGUGGAAGCAGACCUUGUGGAAUCUCUUGAAAAAUUUGGAACUAUAUGUUAUGUGAUGAUGAUGCCAUUUAAGCGCCAGGCUUUAGUGGAAUUUGAGAAAAUUGAAAGUGCUAAGAAGUGUGUGACAUUUGCAGCAGAGGAACCAGUAUUUAUAGCUGGACAACAAGCCUUUUUCAAUUAUUCUACAAGCAAAAGAAUCACUCGUCCAGGAAACACAGAUGACCCCUCUGGUGGAAACAAAGUUCUGCUCUUAUCAGUUCAGAAUCCUUUAUAUCCAAUUACUGUGGAUGUCUUGUACACAGUGUGCAAUCCUGUUGGGAAAGUACAGCGUAUUGUCAUAUUCAAGAGGAAUGGAAUACAAGCCAUGGUUGAGUUUGAAUCGGUUUUAUGUGCCCAGAAGGCAAAAGCAGCACUCAAUGGAGCUGACAUAUAUGCAGGAUGUUGUACACUAAAAAUCGAAUAUGCACGGCCACCUCGACUGAAUGUCAUUCGAAAUGACAACGACAGCUGGGAUUACACUAAACCAUACCUGGGCAGACGAGACAGAGGCAAAGGCCGUCAGAGGCAAGCUAUUUUAGGAGAGCAUCCCUCCUCAUUUAGGCAUGAUGGCUACGGCUCACAUGGUCCUCUGUUACCCCUACCAAGCCGAUACAGAAUGGCAUCUCGUGACACUCCAGAGCUUGUUGCUUAUCCACUUCCCCAGGCCUCCUCAUCUUACAUGCAUGGAGGGAAUCCCUCAGGUUCUGUUGUCAUGGUUAGUGGAUUGCACCAGCAAAAGAUGAACUGCUCAAGAGUAUUCAACUUGUUCUGCUUGUAUGGAAACAUUGAAAAGGUAAAAUUCAUGAAGACUAUUCCAGGCACAGCUCUAGUAGAAAUGGGUGAUGAAUAUGCAGUUGAAAGAGCAGUCACACAUCUCAAUAGUGUCAAGUUAUUUGGAAAGAGGCUUAAUGUUUGUGUGUCCAAACAGCAUUCAGUUGUUCCAAGCCAGAUAUUUGAACUGGAAGAUGGUACAAGCAGUUACAAAGAUUUUGCAAUGAGCAAAAACAAUCGAUUUACCAGUGCUGGCCAAGCAUCCAAGAAUAUCAUCCAACCACCUUCUUGUGUUUUGCAUUAUUAUAAUGUUCCACUGUGUAUGACUGAAGAUACCUUUGUAAAGCUGUGUGAUGACCAUGAAGUUCUGUCUUUUAUCAAGUACAAAGUUUUUGAUCCAAAACCUUCAGCCAAAACACUUUCUGGACUGUUGGAGUGGGAAUGCAAGACAGAAGCAGUAGAAGCUCUUACUGUACUUAAUCAUUACCAGAUAAGAGUCCCCAAUGGCUCUAACCCAUAUACUUUGAAGCUUUGCUUCUCUACUUCCUCCCAUUUGUAGAGCAGAGGACAGCAUGCUAGGAGCACCUUCCAUCUUUUACAAACUUGUAACUGUAUGUUGGUUGCAGGCUCUGAACUACUUGCUCUUUUUUUUUUGGUCUCAAUCUACUGUUCCCUUUUUUUAAAUGAAUGGAUGUUUAGAGACACCAUUUUUUCCUUUGGUCUCCAAAAAUAGAUGUUAGUAUAUUAUGAAGAGCUUGUUAUUUUGUGUAACUGUUAUCUACAGAUGUUUGAACUGCCUUGUGGGUAGCAUGUGCAAAGAAAUUGUAUAUUGUCCCACACCUUAAAAUACAGUUCCCAUAGACCAGUAAAAUAAACACAUUUCUUAAAAGAUUUACAUCAGGUAUUUUCCACAUGAGCUUCAGUGGAAAGUUGGAUUGUUAUAUUGGAAUAUUAGCUGUGGAGUUCCUGGUUACUACCCUUGAUUAGACUGUAUUGCGUAAUCCUAAAAGCAAAACUACAUUUAUAAGAAACCUGUUUGAUUUGCUCAUGUUGAUUUUUAGUAAUGUUAAAAUGUAUCUGAUUUUUGAGGAGGCUUCAUGGGAGAAAAGCAAAUACCUUUUUGUUUUAUUUGGUUUUAAAUAGCGUCUUUUCAGAAUCAUUUUUCACUCACAUUGGCAUGAUGUAUUCCUAAUCCUAGCCUGAAAAUUACAUACAAAAAUAAUAAACUCUCGAUCCUGAAUAAA